UCUCUUAGAACAAAUAUUGAUAAACAACAAGUUUUUCUUAUUUCCAUAUAUACUUUAAACAAAAGAAUAAGAUGGCUUACAUUGUUUUUGCGUUUAAGGCUUUGUGUUUGUCUCUCUUGUUCAUUGUUGUUGCAAGUCGUUCCACCGUCAGACCAAAAACUUUUAAUGUCCAACGCCAUGGUUCUAAACCAGAUGGAAAAACUGAUAACGCCAACGCAUUCACAAGUGUAUGGAGCCGUGCAUGCAGAAGGAAAAGUGGAAGUAGUAAAAUUUAUGUACCAAAAGGAACAUUCUACCUCGGUGGUGUAGAGUUCGUGGGUCCAUGCAAAAAUCCUAUUGAAUUCAUUAUCGAUGGAACUUUAUUGGCUCCUGCAAAUCCUAGUGACAUUAAGCAAGACACAUGGAUCAACUUUAGGUAUAUCAACGAUCUCUCUAUCUCUGGUUCCGGUACACUUGACGGUCAAGGGAAACAGUCUUGGCCACUCAAUGACUGCCACAAAAACUCCAAUUGUCCUAAACUAGCUAUGACUAUGGGAUUUGCAUUCGUGAACAACUCGAAUAUCAAAGACAUAACAUCACUCAACAGCAAAAUGGGACACUUCAACUUCUUCUCCGUCCAUCACUUUAACAUUACUGGCGUCACUAUAACAGCUCCCGGCGAUAGUCCCAACACCGACGGUAUCAAGAUGGGUUCAUGUAGUAACAUUCACAUCUCAAACACAAACAUUGGUACUGGAGACGAUUGUAUCGCCAUUCUCUCUGGAACCACUAACCUCGAUAUCUCUAACGUUAAGUGCGGUCCCGGACAUGGGAUCAGUGUCGGAAGCUUAGGGAAAAACAAAGACGAGAAAGACGUGAAGGACUUAACAUUAAGAGACGUCAUUUUCAACGGUACAAGCGAUGGAAUUCGGAUCAAGACUUGGGAAUCUUCAGCCUCAAAAAUCCUCGUUUCGAACUUCGUAUACGAGAAUAUUCAGAUGAUUGACGUUGGAAAACCAAUCAACAUCGAUCAGAAGUACUGUCCUCACCCACCUUGUGAACAUGAGAAUAAGGGAGAGUCUCACGUUCAAAUCCAAGACCUUAAAUUAAAGAACAUAUAUGGAACGUCAAAGUACAAAGUAGCAAUGAAUCUUCAAUGCAGCAAAAGCUUUCCGUGCAAGAAUGUGGAGCUGAUUGACAUUAACAUAAAGCAUAAUGGACUCGAAGCUGGUUCUUCCACUGCGGUGUGCGAGAAUGUUGACGGUUCUGUACGUGGUAGAAUAGCAAUUUCGGUUAAAUCAACGGCGGAUGUGAAAUCAACAACAGCGACGACUGCAGCCGUGCCGAGCACUCAUCUCUUCUCUCUCUCAGUCUCUCUCGCCAUCUCCGUCAAGAUCCUCGGACAUGGUUAUGAGAUCGUAGAAGAGAAUCUUAUAUAUUUGAAACCGAAAAUCGAAGAGCUAGGAGAGGAAAGAGAAAUGUCGGGAAAACUUUGGAUUCCGAGAUUUAUCCUCAUCACUCUAGUGCUUAUUAGCUCCCGAGUUAACUCUCAAUGUGAAUUCAGUUUCACUGGACGCAACAAGGUCUUUGCUUUCAAUUUAGCUUCUUCGAUUCGAAAUUAUCCUCACGGUGUCCUCAGCGAAGAUGGGUUUUAUAGAGUGGAAGCGAACAGUACCGUGUUAUGGUUUCAGCUUUGUGAUGUGCUGAUUUUCAAUCAUGAUCCUCCUCGAUGUGUUGGUUGUGAAGAUUGUGGAGGUCCAUCACACUGUGGAACGUCAUGUAGUGCACUAGUGUCAGAAAAUGUAAGAGGGUAUGAUGUAUGCACUUCUCUAGGGCAUGCCUCAAGCACAAAAGUUGAUAUUAUUGAUAAAGAGGAUCCUGGCAAAGGCGUCAUCGUUAAAAUGUCUGGUGGGGAUAGGAACCAAAAUUGCUCACUUUCAGUUUCUGUUAUCUGCCAGAAAAAUAAAGUUGAUGUGCCACUCACUCUGGCGAAAUCUGGUACAUGUCAUUAUGCUACUCAGCUGCGACAUCCCUCCGGUUGUGCAGCAGCUAUCUCUGGCCAUAGCAGUGGAUGGGGCUGGUUUAGUACCUUACUAAUCAUUAUCUUGUGCCUGUUUGGAGCUUAUCUGCUGGGUGGUGCAGUAUAUCGGUAUUUCUCCCUUGGAAUUCGUGGCAUAGAUGUAAUCCCGAACGUGGAUUACUGGGCCACUGUACCUCACAGCAUACAGAGCUGUUUUGGCUCACUAUUUUCGAGAUUCGGGGGGUCUAGUCGUGGUCAACGAACCUCAUAUUCUCAGGUCAACUUCUGAGCAGACACAGCAUAUUCUCUGAUCCAUGGUCUGGAGACAAUUCCCCGAUCUUGCCUUGGCUCGUUCAACCAAUGUCAAACGCCGCUAGAUUGUACUAUUUUGUCCAAAAUAUGACUGCAAGUUAUAAGGUGCCUCUCCUUUUCAUCUUGUUAUGUCAUAGAUCCCUCUAGAAACAGAAGACUCUUGUUCAUUUGAUAGAAACAAUGCUAGCCAUUGCAAUGUGCGGCUUUUCCAUCUCCAGUGUUUGCUCUUUAGAAAUUGUUGUCUCGGUUUCUUGAGGCUGAUUUUGAAGUAAUGUUAACCGCUGUGUUGAUGUUUUAGACAAUUGUUAUUUCGACAAUAUUCUUGCAUACUAAAUAAAGCUUGUGUGUUGGA
This is a messenger RNA of Arabidopsis arenosa, 2663 nucleotides long. Lineage: Eukaryota; Viridiplantae; Streptophyta; Magnoliopsida; Brassicales; Brassicaceae. The record is from the annotation of a GenBank genome assembly.